Molecule: messenger RNA, 1545 nt
Organism: Drosophila elegans
Lineage: Eukaryota; Metazoa; Arthropoda; Insecta; Diptera; Drosophilidae
Gene: Ric
Product: GTP-binding protein Rit2
Exons: 3
Coding region: 129-932 (267 amino acids)
Biological process (GO): Ras protein signal transduction
Cellular component (GO): plasma membrane
Molecular function (GO): calmodulin binding; GDP binding; GTPase activity
Source: RefSeq, a predicted model, not a curated record
AGAAAAUAAUACACAAUUGGCGACGGUGGUGCAGAGGUUCUCCGUGUGAUCCGAUCGAACGGAUUUGGAGACUAGGCAACUAGACGGAGACCAGGGCGACUUGGCCAAAUCCCCGUGCAGCGGGACUAAUGGCCGGCGACAUGUCCAUCGGCUGUGCAGCGCUGAAGCGAUCCAGCAAGCUGAGGUCCUGCACCAGUGCCGCCGACACGGACUCAAUGCGGGUGCCCAGUGACCACAGGGGCAGCGAAAACGGGAACAGCCUGGUGAAGCCGCCUCCAAUGCCGCCCCAGAAUAUGCGUGGCGGUCUGCGGGUCUACAAGAUUGUCAUCCUCGGCGACGGAGGCGUGGGAAAGUCAGCUGUCACCCUUCAGUUCGUGAGCCACAGUUUCCUGGACUACCACGACCCCACAAUUGAGGACUCCUACCAGCAACAGGCGGUCAUCGACAAUGAGGCCGCCCUGCUCGACAUCCUUGACACCGCCGGCCAGGUGGAGUUCACGGCCAUGCGGGACCAAUACAUGCGUUGCGGCGAAGGUUUCAUCAUCUGUUACUCGGUCACCGACCGCCACAGCUUCCAGGAGGCCUCCGAGUACCGGAAACUGAUCACCCGAGUGCGCCUGUCCGAGGACAUUCCGCUGGUUCUGAUCGCCAACAAGGUGGACCUGGAAUCGCAGCGCCGCGUCACCACCGAGGAGGGCAAGAAUUUGGCCAACCAGUUUGGAUGCCCCUUCUUUGAGACCUCGGCCGCACUGCGUCACUACAUCGACGAGGCGUUCUACACGCUGGUCCGCGAAAUCCGACGCAAGGAGAUGCAGAAGGCCCUGGGCACGGACUCCAACUCGGAGAAGAUCCAUACGGGUCGAAGGAGCCGCUGGUGGCGCAUCCGAUCCAUCUUCGCUUUGGUGUUUCGGCGCAGGCGAAACCUCAACUAGGCCCAGGAUGGCCAGGAUUUCUUUGAACGAGUGCAAUAUUAUUAACCACACAAGAUACGAGUAACUUUUGUUCGCUAUAUACAAGCCGUGUUGUAUAUAGCACAACGCCCAUCAAGAUACAACCUACAAGAAUUUACACCGAUCGAGGAGGAAAACUAAUUGUUACGGCCACAGUGCGUUUAUUUAUUAUUUGUUACAAAACUAUCUAAAGUACUUGUUGUUGGCCAGAGAGGAUAGCGAGGCGAUAGAGUAUAUCAAUACGUUUAAGCACCGAUCCAAAAGAUACAUAUUAACAAUGCACGUACAUAUGUUUAUGUAGUAAAUAUUACUAACGUUGAUUCCUAGACGAGAGCGAUUAAGGAAGUGUGGCAAUUGGCCAAAGCUCAAAAGCAUUUAAAUUCAGCAAGAUCGAGUGAACUACUAUCUGAUAACUCUGAAUCCUAGCCAGGAGAUUAACCCAAAAGCCAGUUGCCAAGUGAGCAGAGCAGAGCUAAGCGGAUUAGGAGAAGAUUUUUAAACUUAUGUAUGUACGUAUUUACCCAGAAGACACGCACAUGACAUGACGACACAAGCAACACAUUUAACUAAUCGAAUAAAUGUUGAAUUUAAUGUA